AGCGCAGAACAGCGCAGCAGACAGACUCUCUCCACUGUGUCCUUCACCGCCGGGAUUAUUAUUUCCUCUCCGUCUUUACAGACCUGCUCUCUAAAUGAAGCUUGGUUCUUCUCCGUGAUUUCUUCGCCAUGAGCUGCCUGGAUGUGAUGUACCAAGUGUUUGGUCCUCAGCCCUAUUUCAGCUCCUACAGCCCCUAUCACCACCAGAAACUGGCCUUGUAUUCCAAAAUGCAAGAUCCCCAGGACAGCGCCAGCCGGCUCGGCCCCCUGGGCCCUCCGGCGAUCAAAGAGGAGGACAAGGAGCUGCCGCCGGGUGCCGAGUACCUAAGCUCCCGCUGCGUCCUCUUCACUUACUUCCAGGGAGACAUCAGCGCUGUGGUGGACGAGCACUUCAGCCGAGCCCUCAGCCACACAACUGCAUACCCUGCUUCAAGCAGCCACAAGGCCGUAAGAGAUGGAUCAUUCCCUAUGAGCCAGAGAAGUUUCCCUCCGUCUUUCUGGAACAGUUCCUACCAGCCCUCAGUCUCCUCGACCCUAGGCAGCGCUCUGUCAGCUCCCCACACAGAGCUCCCCUUCCCUGCGGACCCGUACUCCUCCUCCUCCCUGCACAGCCAUCUCCACCAGCCCAGCCCUGACGCCUGGCACCCAUCCCAUCAUCAUCACCAUCACCACCACCACCCUUACUCACUAGGGGGCACUAUAGGCACCCAAGGCUCAGCAUAUACACGUCCGGGGGGACACGAGAUGUACAGCACAGCGUUCGACCCCCGCUACGGUUCUCUGCUGGUGCCAUCAGUGAGGCCUCAUCACCGUCUGACGUCCUGCAGCUCGGUACCGGGGCCCAGCGCCUCGCCCUGUGACCUGGGAGGGAAGGGGGAGUCAGGUACGGCUUCUGCCUGGAGCGGUGCUUUCACCGGAGCCGGAGCAGAGAUCGGACUAAACGUUGACACAGGUCUGCAGGCACAGGAUAAGAGCAAGGAUUUGUAUUGGUUUUAGAGACUGCUGAGACUCUUCCCCACUCUUCACUCCUACUUCAGCUGUAGCUUCUUUCCUCCACUCCUGCUCUACUCUGUUGCUCUGCUGCUGUUAUGGGAUGACUGACAGAAACUGAAAAUCGGUCAGACGUCCGUUUUGUGCUGUUAACAGCUUCUGGUCUAAUUGCAGCGCGGUGUUACAGCGGUCUGUGCAGCAGCAGCGCAGCCCUGCUGAGCUGAAAGCUGAAAGUGUGGAUAGAAAGGGAUCGUGGAAACAAAAGUGGACUCACGGAGGAGUGAGAGAAUCUGAUCUUGACGGAUGUGGACAAAGACAAGACUCUUUGUGCUUCUGUAACAGGCAGGGACAACAUUCCUAAACUGGAAAAAGUCUGGGGACAGACAGACAGAGACAUGUGUUGUCAAACUCCAAAGCCAGGCGCUUGAAGGACUUGGCAGAACUUGCCUUACUGGGACAACUGGGCUACAGACAUGGGAGUGUUAUGGCUGGAGGAAAGGUCGUUUUGGUGUUGAGGAGACUGCACAGCAAGAAUUUGGCAGACGGCAAAAGCAGGAUGAGUCCGAACACUGUUUUACAAGGAGUAUUGAUUCAAUGUCAACUAAAAACUGUCAGUAUUUUAUGGCAAAGAAAAAGUUAGUUUUGGAUGGUUUUCAACUGAUAAUCUUAUAUUUAUGUAAUGGUUAACCAAACAACUCCAAUUGCAAAACUGUGUACAAACUCCAAGCAGGUUUUGACCAUACUGAAACAAGAUAAAGUGUAGUCUGUAUGCAUACUAAAUCCUUUUGAUUUAUGAGCGUAGGAUGCAGUCGAUGUACUCUAGUGUCCCACAGUGCACUGCUCAAAGGAAACGGAAGAGUUGCUGACAGCUGCAAAAAAUAAAAUGCCCUGGAGAGAUGGAAGAUGUUAGAAAACACAUAAUUAUUAAGUCUUUCUUUCUCUCUUUUUGGCAAAGUCACAGUUUUGACUGAUAUCCAUUGGGGCACAUACUGCUUCCAUUCCUGUUAGUACAGUUGAGUUUCUUGUACACCAAGUUCACAGUGUAAUAUGGCAAUUUGUAAAUAAACUAGCGCACACACAUACUGUUAAAAUGUAGUAUGGAAUUGGGACACACUUGUCCCAGUAAGAUCUUACAAUGACUAGGAGGUAAUAAUGGAUUUGGUGAUUGGUGAUUUGCAAAUCAAAUAACAUCUUGAAAACUAUGUUAAAAUCUUGGAUAAGGUUGUAAAGAAAAUUCAGAUAUCGAGAUUACAUACAGUAUCUCUUGAUUGUUUUUUCAAUCAAAGGAAUUCAUUACCUAUAUUUUAACAUGUAGGGUGUCUACCCUAGGGUCUCAGAGAAGCAGUCACUGAAAUUACUGCUGGGCAGAAAAUAAAUUGAGAACAAUGUUUAGAAUCAGUAAAUAAUUGAAGUCAUUUAUCAGGCUCCAAACAUUUUCUGCUCAAAGCCUCUCAAAUGUGUGGAUUUGCUGGUUCUCUGUUGGUGAUUGAAUACUUUUGGGUUUUUAUGAGAUGAAUAUGUCAACGUUAAUUUAAAAAAGGUUUUGCAAAAUUAAAAACUAAGUUUAGAUGGCUUGCACAAUGUUUUGAUAGGCGGAAAACAAAUCUCUGCAAACAUUAUUUUGCAUUUGCAUUUGGGCUGAGUUGACCCAAAAACCUGCCCACACAUUUGUCAGCUUGGGAGUCGCGUGAUUUCUGGAGGUGUUGUCUUACAGCUCUGGUCUGAAUCAUUUUUCCCCCACCACAUAUUCCACAACUCUGCCUCUGAUUGGGUAGUACUUUUUGGUUAAGGUUAGGGUAAGAGUAAGGUCUGGGUUAGCCAGUCAGAGGCAGAGUAGGUUCAGAACUUAACACAAAUAUCGUGUCCAUUAAUAUUAUGGUGGUAAAAAAAAUAACACUCUGAAACUCCAUAACACAUGGUCAUAAAAAAGGUGCAGUUAAGAUACAGUUCCAUGUAAUAUUUACCAGGUUAGGUGGGAUUGAUAGACUGCUCCGCCAUUGACUGACGCAAACAGGAUCGCGGUCAGGAUGCCAUCUGCAGUAGAUAACCAGUUAACUAGUGCCUGCUGUUUUAACGUUUCAGAACCUUUUCACUAGCAUAGUUGUAAAGGUUUCAAACCUGGAAAACAAGAAGAGGGAGAAUAGUGACAAAUUUUAAACUCUGUAAAAAAUUCUGCCUAUCAAAGCAUAAUGCAAGCCUUCAAUCUUAGAAAACCUUUUUCAUAAGUUUCUUUCAGUUUUGAGAUGUGCCAAAAUAUUCCUCCCACAAAAACAAUUUAAAGACAUCACCUUGGCCUCUGUUAAUUUACAAUGGACAUUUUCCUCUAUUUAUUUUACAGUUAAUACCCUAAACAAUGAAUGAAUCAAUUAAAAUAUAAUGGAAUAAUAAAUAACGCAAAUGAGAAUCAGUUGCCACCCUUAUUUAAGUGUUAUUCAAACAUGGUAUAUUUUUGUAACUUAGAUGUUCAAAUAAAUCACUUUUAGUCCAGUUUUAACCUUAAUGUCCAUCUUUUGACCUGAAAAAUAAAAGUCUCGGUGCAAAAUAGUGACAACUGCUUCUUUUGGUUGUAUUCCUGAGUCAUACAAAAAUGACAGAUGUCACAGAUUGUCAAGAGACAAGAACCAACCCUCUGCCUAUGAAAUAAAAAUAACCUCAGGUGUUAAGAAAUUUGAGUGUCAACGUCUUUUCAAUGUAAAGCUGUUUGAUGGGCUAAACUGAGAAAAGAAAGCCUACCUACCUACUGCAUAUACAAAGAGAAUGAAUACCCUGAUGAGAGUGCCCCCGCCUCAGGAGCAGAAAGAUGAGCAAUCACCAUUACACCUCUACACUUACCUCCAGAGUGGACUGAACUGUAUACUAUGAAACAUCAUUUUAUGGUGAAAGCACAGAUUAAAAAACAACAUGACUGUGUUAACAAAAGAAAUGUAAACUUCACACCAGUGGCUGCUGAGGUGGGAGGG
Messenger RNA from Micropterus salmoides (largemouth bass), 3949 nucleotides. It is a transcript of the gene vgll2a, whose product is annotated as vestigial-like family member 2a. NCBI's taxonomy places the organism in Eukaryota, Metazoa, Chordata, Actinopteri, Centrarchiformes, Centrarchidae. Bases 129 to 995 code for a protein of 288 amino acids. The transcript is spliced from 4 exons. The record is from RefSeq and is a predicted model, not a curated record. Gene Ontology annotation, cellular component: nucleus. Gene Ontology annotation, biological process: regulation of transcription by RNA polymerase II.